Messenger RNA from Atta colombica, 2140 nucleotides. RefSeq names its product trichohyalin. Lineage: Eukaryota; Metazoa; Arthropoda; Insecta; Hymenoptera; Formicidae. The transcript is spliced from 5 exons. The record is from RefSeq and is a predicted model, not a curated record. Gene Ontology annotation, molecular function: phosphatase binding. Bases 1 to 2004 code for a protein of 667 amino acids.
AUGGUGCUGUUUGAGGAUGAAGUGAGGAAGCUGAUGGACGAGAUGAUGAAAGUGACGAUUUUCGAGCCGUCUGAGAAACGGCGAAUGCUGGAAGAUGAAAGAAAAACUUUCCUAGAUCCGAAUGUGGUAAUGAACGCGAGGCAUAGAAUAUUUCGUGAGCUGGCAAGUUCUCCAGCAAAAUCUUCUGUCUUAGCAGAGGCUAGAAGAUUACUAACGCAAGAAAAAAUGAAAGAACUACAGAUGAAAAGGGAACAAGCUUUCAUACAGAGAGAAUUACGCAAAUUUGAGCAAGAUCUGCAAAAGUCUCGUCCUAAAUUUUGCGGAUUGUGCAGUAGAAAGAAUAUAGCUAGUUCGGAUGAUGAAAAUUUUUGGAAAACAUCCAGCAGAGUCAAGAGAAUUCUCAUUAAUAAAAGAAGAAACAAACAGAUCAAGCAAAAGCCAAUAGUCACUCAAAAGAAAAAUAAAAAGCCAAUCGCGGAAGUCUCUUCUAUCGAAUCGAAGGACAGCAAGCGAUGUUCGACAAAUGAGAUCGAGAUAGCGCCUUUUGGUAAUAUUAAGGUGACUAUCAAAGAUAAACCAAACUACGAAUCGGAAGAGCAGCGAUUAAAUAUUUUGAGAUCAUAUUUCGAAGCUCUUCGAAAGAAUGCGCGGGAUAAACGUCGUCUUUACGAAAUCAUGACUCGUAUCCAGACCAUCUUGUCGCAAAGAAAACUGAAAUCGUACAUUCAUAUAUGGAAGAUGCAUGUGAAGAAGGUAAAGGCUCAACGAGAACAAGCAGCGAAAAAUCCUGACAUACCGAAGAUCGAGUUGCUCGUCGAUACUAUCAAAGAGGUACAGAAGGAGUUAAAGUCAAAUCAUAGAACAAAACCAAAGGAUCCUCCCUCAAAUUCGAGAGAUCCCGAAUCUCUGAAGAAGAAGUUUCCUCCCAAGCCGUUCAUUGUUGAAUCGCCGACACAAUGUCGAUUGAAUGCUCAAAAAGAGAUUAUUCGCAAGCAGAGGAUGAAAUUGGCAGAACAGAACAAGAUCAUCGAGGAACUGAAGCUAAAGCAGGUGCAGGAAGCAAUAAUGAGAUCCGGCGAAGAAACGAUAAACGUAGCCAAGGAAACUCUGACCCACUGCGGUCAACAGACUAGAAGAUCUUUGAUUCAACUGAUGAGACAAGCAGGCUACAGGGACAAAUCUUUAAUAGCACCAGUUCGGGUACCGAGCCCUCCUAAAUUUCUAGCGAGAAUGGAAGCGCGAGCGGAAGCGAGGAGAGACAGAAUAAAGCUGCGCGAAGAAGCACGCCGGAAGAAACUAGAGGAUGAGAAGAGGAAAGAAGAGGUUGCCAGAAGAGCGGAGGAACAAGAGAGGAAAAGAUUGCAACAAGAGGCAUCGCGCGAAGCGAGAAGAAUGCGUGAGGAACGGGAGCGACAACGAGCGUACGAAGUAGAAAGAUGUAAGAAACUAAAUGCCAUAGCGGAAGCAUUUUAUCGCAAAUACUUAUUGCGACGUUAUAUAACCGCGCUCAUCGAAAAGAAGAAUAAUGAUAUGAAGAAAGCCGACGAUUACUAUAAGCGGUGCUUGCUGCGAAAAAUAUUCAUGAUGUGGAAGAUGGAAACAGAACGUCAAAAUAAUGUUAAAUUCGAGUUAGCUACAUCGUUAUACAAUAGAAAUUUAUUGCGGUAUGGAUUGCAGAAGUGGAAAGAAAUCUUGAAGGAGGAGAGAAGAAAGGAGCAAGUAGCGAGAGAUUUUUGCGACAUGAGAUUACAGAAUAAAUAUUUUAAAAUGUGGAAGAUAAAAAUGAUAGAAUGCAAAGUAGAAGAAUUGAAGCGUGAACAUUUAGCCUUACAAUACUACGAAAAAAAGUUGAAAAUUAAGUAUUUCAACAUAUGGAAAAGAUAUCCAGAAAUGAUACCGGUUAUCUUGGAGAGAAAGCGACUAAGAAACAUGUGGCGGGAAAUCGUGCAAGAAAUAAUUCCAGACUUUGAUCCUAGGCAAAGAGGUGUAAUAUUAGAAGACUAGAAUAACAAAUUUAGAAAUAAUUUAGAUUUAAUACUGUACGACAAUCGUUGGCCUCGAAUCUGAAUGAGGUAAGUCUUAGUCCUAAGUACACGCAAGAAUAAUAUUUUUUUAUGUAAAAUAAAAUGUAAAUCACAUU